AAAAUAUGUCUCAUCCUAAAAGAAUAAAAAUGUAAACGGAGAUGAAGCAGCUUUCAUUGGUUUCACAGCUGCAUUUUAUUGGCUAUGGCUUACGCUUACAAAUCUGUUGAGGGAUGACCAACUGAAGGGGCGGGAAGUGAUGAAAGUAAACAAGUUCACAGUAUUAUAAAAGUAGGAGCAAGGCCCCACCAUUCUUACAGCACCUCGAGAAUCCCUCAGAUUCGCUUGUUGCUGUGAAGCCAUGGUGAUGAAGUGGAGUGCUGCUUGCCUUGUGGCACUGGCUUUACUUGUCAGCAUCUGUGAUGCUCAGUGGGCAGAUUACAAGUCGCCACCUGGAUAUCAGAAGCAAGGUCCUCCCGUGAGACAAGAGCCCACAGUGCCUCAAGGUUCUCAACAGCAAAAGCAGUCAUUUGGAAAAGAACUCGUCUGGACAUACCCUGUGCCCGUCCCAACUGCACCUCCUCCUGAAGUGCCAUUCGAGCCGAUACGUCCUGAAUCUGUUGCAUCCGUUGCUGUUGAGUGCAGAGAGAGGGAUGCUCACGUGGAAGUCAGGAGGGACAUGUUUGGGACUGGCCAGCUCAUUGAUCCGAAUGACCUCACCCUGGGGAACUGUCCCGUUCUCGCAGAGGAUUUCUCCACUCAAGUGUUGAUUUUUGAAGCUGAACUGCAUCAGUGUGGGAGCUCAUUAGUGUUGACAGAAGAGUCCUUGAUCUAUAUCUUCAAUCUGAACUAUGAUCCCAGACCUCUGGGUGCUUCUCCCGUAGUGAGGACCGGCAGAGCGACUGUAGUUAUAGAAUGCCACUACCCAAGAAAGCACAAUGUGAGCAGCCCUCCUCUUGAACCCCUGUGGAUCCCAUAUGCUGCAGUUAAAGUGGCUGAGGAAUUCUUGUACUUCAGCUUGAAACUCAUGACUGAUGACUGGCUAUAUGAGAGGCCAGUCAACCAGUAUUUCCUGGGAGACAUGGUUCAUCUUGAGGCUCAGGUCAGGCAGUUCUUCCACACGCCUCUCCGUGUUUACGUGGACAGAUGUGUGGUUUCUCUUUCCCCUGACCCGAACUCCACCCCCAGAUAUGCCUUCAUUGAGAACUAUGGGUGUCUGGUUGAUGCCAGGGUCACAGGCUCUACCUCAAGGUUCUUCCCUCGCACUGCAGAGAACAAGCUCCAGUUCCAGCUGGAGGCCUUCAGGUUCAAGGGCUCUGACAGUGGACUGCUCUAUAUUACCUGCCACUUGAAAGCAACAUCUACUAGCUAUGUUCUUGAUACUGAACACAGAGCCUGUUCCUAUGCCAAUGGGUGGAGUGAGGCCAGUGGAGUUAAUGGUGUUUGUGGAUCCUGUGAUUCUGGUGGAGCUGAUCCUAGCUGGGGUAUUGGUGGUGGUGGUAUUGCUCAAGAAAGGAAGACCCGAGAUGUGUCUAAAACUGAUCCUACUGAAUGGGAAGCCGAUGUCACCCUGGGUCCCAUCUCCAUCAGUGACAGGCCAGUCGCUUAACACGGUUGACCAUGACCAUCAAAACAAACAUUAACCUUGGUUCAUUAGUGUCUGUAUGUUAUUCUCUUGCUACUUGUUGGCAGUUUGAUCUACAUAGGGAAGGAAAGGCCAUACACUCAAUGGAAUGUAAUUGAAAAACUGAAAACUCUUAAGUAACCCAAAGCUAUUACAUACUGUGUAAUAAUAAAUGUUACAUAUGGACAUAUGAACUGCCUCUGUCCUCUUCAUAGACCCGCAACUCUUUCCCCUUGAUGGAAAUAAAAAUGCAAUUAC
Messenger RNA from Mugil cephalus (flathead mullet), 1762 nucleotides. RefSeq names its product zona pellucida sperm-binding protein 3-like. The transcript has 8 exons. NCBI's taxonomy places the organism in Eukaryota, Metazoa, Chordata, Actinopteri, Mugiliformes, Mugilidae. Bases 242 to 1489 code for a protein of 415 amino acids. The record is from RefSeq and is a predicted model, not a curated record. Gene Ontology annotation, biological process: positive regulation of acrosome reaction; binding of sperm to zona pellucida; egg coat formation. Gene Ontology annotation, cellular component: extracellular matrix. Gene Ontology annotation, molecular function: acrosin binding.